Molecule: messenger RNA, 1740 nt
Organism: Chlorella variabilis
Lineage: Eukaryota; Viridiplantae; Chlorophyta; Trebouxiophyceae; Chlorellales; Chlorellaceae
Exons: 9
Coding region: 1-1740 (579 amino acids)
Biological process (GO): proteolysis
Molecular function (GO): zinc ion binding; metallocarboxypeptidase activity
Source: RefSeq, a predicted model, not a curated record
AUGGCACGAUGGCAGGGUGCACAUGGCGGCGCCCUGCGGCUGGCAGUGCUGGCAGCGCUGCUGCUGGCCGCUCAGGCGCGGCCUGUGCCCCAGCUGGCCGAGCCAGACUACACCCUUUACCACACCAAGGAUGGGGUGUUUCAGGCGGUGCGUGAGAUCGUGGCGGGCUGCCCAGCCAUGAUGCGGAUAGAUGAGGAGUCCCAGACGGAUGGUAACUACACCUCGGCGCUGACUGUGGUCACAGUGGAGCCAGCGGGGCUGAGCAGCUCACACGAAAACAAAGCCCGCCUCCUCCUGAACUUUGGGGAGCAUGGGCGGGAGCUGAUUUCGUCGGAGAUCGCGCUGCACCUGCUGCGCCUGCUGUGCGACGAGGGCGCCCGCCUCCCGCUGCUGCACAAGUUUGGCAUCCCGCCCGCGGACGUGCACCAGCUGCUGCAACGCACCGUGUUCAAGGCGCGAGCCGUGGUUCCCAUGGAGAAUGUGAGGGGGCGGGAGCGUGUGGAGCGGGGCGAGCUGUGUGAGCGCAAGAAUGGGCGCGGGGUGGACCCCAACCGCAACUGGGAGGUGCACUGGGGCUUCAAGGAGAAGGACUACGACCCAAGGGAGGAGUACCCCGGCUCCGCACCCUUCAGCGAGCCCGAGGCGGCGCUGAUGCUGGGCGUGGCGCGCGCGCUGCGCCCGCACGUCUGGGCCAGCGUGCACAGCGGCAUGGAGGCGCUGUUCAUGCCAUACGACCACGUGGCCACGGUGCCGGAGGGGGAGGGCCCCGCGGCCACUCUGUCCAUCCUGCAGCAGAUCAACCAGCGCACCUGCAAGUCCAAGUGCGCGGUGGGGUCGGGCGGCAAGAGCGUCGGGUAUCUUGCCCACGGUACCGCCACCGACUACAUGUACGACCGCCUGGGCGUGCCCAUCCCCAUGACCUGGGAGGUGUACGGCGACCAGCGGGCAGCCUACGAGGACUGCUUCCGCAUGUUCAACCCGCUGUCCCGCCAGCAGUACAACGCCACCGUGGAGUCGUGGACCGCCGCCAUCUUCACCCUGCUCACCCUGCUGCCCCAGCACCCGCAGGUGCAGGGAGAGCUGCACCUGCCGGGCGGGCCGGGCGGGGCUGCUCUGGAGGGCGGCGGCCCGGGAGGGGCGGGCGCGGCGGGCCGAAAUGUGGCUGGAGACAGCGGGAGCGGUGCAGAGGCAGGGGGUGGCGCAGGUACACGUGGUAGCGCAGGGGCGUUGGGGCGGCGAGGAGAUGCCGGGGGCGAGGGCGCCAAGCAGCAGGAGCAGCAGCAGGAGCAGGCUGGCACGGUCGCCGGUGGGACCGGCGGCGGCGACGGCGGCGGCAGCCAAGCCAGCCAGGAAGGCGGCAGCGGCAGCGGAGGCCAGGAUGGCAGCAGCAGCAGCUCUGCUGACAAGGCGAUUGAGAUAGCAUCAGCCCUCAAGGAGCACUUGCAGCAGCAGCAGCAGCAGGAGCAGCAUGAGGGCGACGCGGGAGCUGAGAAGCGGCAGGAGCAGCAGCCCAGCGGCGGCGGCGCGGCCGAGACAGCGUCGUCGAGCGGCCAGGGCGCCGGCGGGCAAACGGCGGCGCCAAAGCGCAGCCGAACGCUGUCGACGCUGUACUGGCUGACGGUGUUGGUCACAGGCUCCGUGAUCGCCAGCUACUUGUGGAGCAAGCCUCGAGUUCGCUACCAGCUGAGCAAGUGGCUGGGCAGCAGCCGGCGUCGAGCACGCGGCGUCGUUCCCCUGUGA